Girardinichthys multiradiatus is the source of this 1461-nucleotide messenger RNA. It is a transcript of the gene c9h1orf52, whose product is annotated as chromosome 9 C1orf52 homolog. The transcript is spliced from 3 exons. Bases 141 to 800 code for a protein of 219 amino acids. Lineage: Eukaryota; Metazoa; Chordata; Actinopteri; Cyprinodontiformes; Goodeidae. The record is from RefSeq and is a predicted model, not a curated record.
GUUUUGGAGACCCUUUCAAAAUGGAGUAGUUCACUGAGCAGUAUCUUAAGCCAAGCCAACCUUCGCCAGUUUUUCCUCGUCUUCCCGUCUAUCUAACUUUAAAAGAUUAUUCUACUUUUAAAACUAGUAACACUUACAAAAUGACAGAUGACAAUAAAUCGGGCUCCUUGGGCUUCUUCUCGAGUUACGACGAUUUGAGCGACAGCAGCAGCGACUCGGACGAAGAGGGGGAUACUCGCAAAAAGAAAGCGGGGACUGGAGCUGAGUCGAGCCGUGCACAGUCCUCCGAACAGGCGGCCAAGCGGACGGCCGGUGGAGCUGCUUUGCCGAAGCCCGACGAGCUGUUCAGCUCCGUGUCCAAGCCCGCUUUCCUUUAUAACCCACUGAACAAGGAGAUAGACUGGGACAGCCUGACUGUCAAACCCCCCGAAGAGCCUACUAGAGAAUUUAAGCCAUGGAAGACGAAUGCAGUGCCGCCUCCCGAGAGCUAUGCUGCAGAGCCUGAGAAGAAGAAGGGGCCGCCCCCAGGAAUGGACAUGGCGAUUAAAUGGUCCAAUGUAUACGAGGACAACGGUGACGAUGCACCUCAAGGUUAUUCUGGCAAAGCCCGGUUCUUACCUGCAGAGGAACAGCCCUCUGACUCAGACGAAGAAUCUCAAAAACCUUCAAUGUCUGCCAAGAAGCGGCGAGUGGAGACAUUUCAGCAGAAGGAAAAGAGGAAGAGGGAUUUGGGACAAGCCACUUCUGACAAGAACUUUGUAGAAGAGGAGAAAAGGAUUCUCAGGCAAAAGGCAGAUUGAAGCACAAGCAGUUUAUGGCUUAAUUAUUUUACAUCACCACAGAACAUUCACAGAUGUCAUCAUUUAGGACAAGUAAGCUGUGUCCUCCAAAAAUACUGGUUCAGUUGUAUUUAUCUGAUGUGAUGUGUUAUUUCUGUCUUGGUUUUGUUUUCAAAAGUUUAAUCGGGUUUUGUAUUACUGAGGAGUAUGUAUGAAAAGUUAAAAUAUCCAGGAAAAAUCAGCAAAAUAUAUGUUAAAACUCUAAAACUUUGCAGUUUGUUCCUGAUUUUCAAAACCAAACCAGCUUUCUGCAUCACAGACUAAGUCUCAGGAUAUGGCUUUAUAAAUAUUAAGAGAAGUGAUUGAAGACUUACUUUUACACAUGCAGUUUCUUUCUGAGUUAAUGGGACUUGGCAACAAAGUAGAUGAAUACAUUAUUGCUAAAAGUAGCAGGAAUAAUCCCAAAAAAGAUAGAAUAUUUGAAUUUAAAAGUGUAUUUAAGCUUCAAAACCUGGUUUGUUUUCUUUGCCUUCAGUGUUUAAUGUAACUUAACUGUGAUGUUUGACUGUAGUGGCUUUAUUUGUAUUUAGACAUUUUUAUCAUUUCUUGAAUGUCUUUUCAUUACUGAAUUGUGACUCUUCUUCAAAUACAUGUUUAAAUGGAAAUAAAUUUCUUAAAAUCA